Messenger RNA from Andrographis paniculata, 704 nucleotides. RefSeq lists its product as uncharacterized. Bases 104 to 451 code for a protein of 115 amino acids. The record is from RefSeq and is a predicted model, not a curated record. The transcript is spliced from 3 exons. Gene Ontology annotation, molecular function: phenylpyruvate tautomerase activity. NCBI's taxonomy places the organism in Eukaryota, Viridiplantae, Streptophyta, Magnoliopsida, Lamiales, Acanthaceae.
UAAUUUUCUUCUCAAAGUCUCUCCUUCCUCCAUUAUCACUAUCUUAUCCGCAGAUUUUAUCAGAAAGCAAAUCAUCAAGUCUCAGUAGACGCACUGCUCGGAAAUGCCCACGCUGAAUUUGUUCACCAACGUCCCAGUUGAUGGCGUCGUCGCUUCUGAUAUCCUCAAAGAUGCUACCAAAGCUGUUGCCAAAAUUUUGGGCAAACCUGAAUCUUAUGUGAUGAUACUUGUGAAUGGCAGCGUGCCGAUUUCCUUCGGUGGGACUGAAGAGCCGGCUGGUUAUGGUGAAUUAAUCUCCAUUGGGGGUCUUGGCCCUAGUGUCAAUGCCAAACUCAGUGCAACCAUUGCAGAGAUUCUGCUAACCAAGUUGUCGAUUGAGAGCUCCAGAUUCUACAUCAAGUUUUAUGAUGUUCAGCGCCCGUUCUUUGGGUUCAAUGGCUCGACUUUCUGAUAUAUUACUGAGUUUUCGGUGCUUGGACGAGCAAUUAAAGCUUGUGGUAGUUGGAGUAGAAUAUUUUCCCCAUGGUACUAAUUCCAUAUCAUGCAUCUUCCAGUGCUCUAUGAUCCUUUGCAAGUUCAUGUAUCUCUUACUCUCUCUCUACAAUGGCAAGUGUUUCAACUAAAUUAAGGACCUGGUCUGUGGAAUGUGAUGGAGUUGGUGUUUGCCUCAAAGGAGAAAUGACAAUUCGAAAUUAGUUAUCACA